AUGAACCUCGAGGAAGAUGGCAGCACGAUUGGCACCAGACAAUUUUGCGUCAGAGUGCAAUUUCGUCUCCUGGGUCAGUUCAGUGUUGCUUCGGUCUCCGCCUGUUCAACGUACCACGCACACUCCGAGCCUGCAGAGCGAGUCUACAGAAUGGGAGACAAAGAGCUUGCGAACGGCGUCGCCAGCCCCACGCCACAGAGUCUGGUCACGGAGGAGCACGUCCAAGCGGCCCUUCGGAAGGACAAGGGUCCUGACGCCCAUCUCACCUCCUGGAGCGUGGAGGACUUCACCAGGAAGGGCGAUAACUAUGCUUGCGUCGUCAGCAGCGUGCGAGUCAGCUACACCAAGGGCAAGGAGGACGGGGAGGUCGUGUACGUCGUGAAGCUGAACCCUUGUAGGAACGUGGAGUCGUUUAAGGAGUUCACACACACGAUCUUCGAGAAAGAGUGCCGGUUCUACCUGUCGCUCGUCCCCGACCUGAACCGGAUGCUGGAGGGCGCCGGCCAGACCCUCUUGCGGGUUCCGAGGUGUUAUCACGGUACCCUCGAGGACGACAGAGAAAUGAUAUUCUUAGAGGACCUCCGGCCAAGGGGCUUCAAGAUGUUCGAUCGCAAAAAGGGUCUUGACGUUGCCCACGCCACCCUGAUCCUGCAGGAGCUCGCCAGACUCCACGCGGCGUCCGUCCUUCUGCAGACAGAGACUCCCGACGAAGACCUGUCCGAAAAAUACAGUUUUCUGAAGCGCGACUGGCUUGACGUCGGGAACGACUCUCCCCACAGCAUCCAGUCCCUCUUUGACAGCUACCUUUGCAACGCCAUCGACAUCCUGAAGACGGUGGGCGGCUACGAGAGGGCUAUAGCAUGGGUGGAGAGCCUCAGGCCAGACUUGGAACAGAUCUUCAAGUCGAAACUGGGAAUGUCGAAGUUCAACGUGGUCUGUCAUGGCGACUGCUGGAAUAACAACGUUUUAUUCAGGUACGACGCCGACGGCCGCCCCGUGGAGGUGAUGCUCCUCGACCUCCAGCUGUGCCGCAGGGCCUCCCCAGCCACCGACCUCAACUACCUACUCUACACCAGCAUCACGGGCGACGUCAGGAAGCCCAACCUCGAGAAAUUCUUGGCUUCUUACUACACCUCCUUCGCCUCGGUCCUCCGCUCGGCUGACUACGAAGACUUCCCUUCCGAAAAGGAAUUAAUGGAGGCCUUCCGGGAACACAACGUCGUCGCGGCCAUCUUCUCCAUGAUGAUCGUGCCCAUCGUCCUCAUGGAAUCCGACGACGUGCCCGAUCUCUCAACGCUCACGGAUGACAACCUUGAUGAUCUCAUAGACGAGCUCAAGGGCAACGCGCUGAAGAUGCUCGACUCCAACCCUCUCAUGAGGCCUCGAUUUCUCUCCAUGUUCGACGAAUUCAUGGAGACGGGACUUAUUCCUUGAAGACUUUUCAGAUAUUUUUUUUUUCUCUCUCACUGUUAUUUCUUAUUUCCUGACAGGAAUAAAUGCAGCCGAGUUUACAUACACGCCUGUAUACACGCCUACACAUAUAUACGUUCAUACAUCCACGUAUACACAUACAUGCGUGUAUAGAGAGGUUGAUAGAUAGACAGAUAAAUGUAGAUAAAUAGAUAGAUAAAUACAGAUAGAUAGAUAAAUGAAUAGACAGAUAUAAAUGGAUUUAGAUAGAUGGAUAUAGAUAGAAAAAAAAUAUCUAAAUAUAAAUAUAUACAUAUACGUGUGUAUAUGUGUAUAUGUAAGAUAAUUACAAACUAAUAUGAUUGCAAAUAGCAGUUGCCUCGUCCUUUAUCUAAGUUAAUUAACUCGAGGGGAACCUGAAACUUCAAUAUCAAAACAAAGAAAUAUCCAGAUACGGCGCCAAUUAUUGCAACUUCUGCAAAGUGUGCAAGCACAUUCCUCUUUUCUCCCUGUUUCUCUCUCUCAUUUUCUGUCUUUUGAAAUAUGUCUUUCUGUCUGUCUGUCUGUCUCUCUCUUUCUUUUACCUCUCUCUCUCUCUCUUUCUCUUACCUCUCUCGCUCUCUCUCUCUCUCUUACCUCUCUCGCUCUCUCUCUCUCUCUUCUCUUAC
Messenger RNA from Penaeus indicus, 2078 nucleotides. RefSeq lists its product as uncharacterized. The transcript is spliced from 4 exons. The record is from RefSeq and is a predicted model, not a curated record. Bases 1 to 1434 code for a protein of 477 amino acids. NCBI's taxonomy places the organism in Eukaryota, Metazoa, Arthropoda, Malacostraca, Decapoda, Penaeidae.